Oncorhynchus gorbuscha (pink salmon) is the source of this 4167-nucleotide messenger RNA. Its product is annotated as carbonic anhydrase 5B, mitochondrial-like. Gene Ontology annotation, cellular component: mitochondrion; cytoplasm. Gene Ontology annotation, molecular function: zinc ion binding; carbonate dehydratase activity. Lineage: Eukaryota; Metazoa; Chordata; Actinopteri; Salmoniformes; Salmonidae. The transcript has 7 exons. The coding region runs from base 761 to 1597 and encodes 278 amino acids. The record is from RefSeq and is a predicted model, not a curated record.
UGUACUUACUUCAUGAAUAUCUAGCAGAUUGUAACGAGUAAUGUGAUCUAUUAGUCAUUGCAGGAUAGCUACGGUUUGGCGUAUCACAGAGAAUUUUCGAUCAACUUUAACUUGGCGACACUAUCUUCGUCCUCGAUUCGGUCAAACAUAUCUUCUAAUAGGUCUGUGUUCAGUUGCAGGUGGUUCGUUCGAAUUUAGAAAAUGCUAGUAAGAAUAGGCCCUUUUCUUUCAGGUACAGUAGCAAAAUGGAUAAUUGUUAAUACAUUUUUCCAUUAAAUACCUUUUCCAAACAACCUUUGUUGUAGGUUAAGUAUUCACAUAGGUUAAGCAUUCACAGUCCCAUUGGCAGAGCGGUCAGUGACUGAUGUAAAUUGCGUCAUAGGCAGUUAUAGCCCAAUGGCAAAACCAGGAAGUCGUAGUAGAUUUAUUUUAACGCCAGAAGAUGUACAUCUAUGAAACGUUCCAUUCAGAGCUGAACUAGUGUCUCCCAUUCCUGCUGCGGAGUAGACCUGGUGGGCUGCCAAUACAUUCCGCCAGUCUGUUUCUGUAGCCUACCCACAUUUUGCUUAUCCUGUAAUUUCCUUUCAAUAGGAGUUACUGAAGGAAGUGUCUCUUUUUCCUUCUGCUUUUUAAAUUUCUUAAACGGAAUCAACGGAGGAGGCUUUGACUACUGGUCUCACAAAGUUUUCAGAAUUGCUUGUCUACUUUGAGACAUUUGAUCUUAUGUUAUUUGGGAAUUUGACUUAUUGCCUAUUUUAGAAUGCAGGAAGCUGGAGAGUACACUAUGAAAAUGCAUCCGAUGUGGCAGGGACCACUUGUUGCUCCUGGGGGCAACAGACAAUCUCCGAUCGAUAUUCGGGUGCGCAAGAGUGUGUUUGAUCCGCAUCUCAAGCCGCUGACCCCGGAUUACGACCCCAGGACAUGUUCACAGAUAUGGAACAACGGGUACUCAUUCCUGGUUGAGUACGAUGACACCACCGACAAAUCCACACUUAAAGGGGGUCCUCUGGAGGACAACUUCCGGCUGUGUCAGUUCCACUUCCAUUGGGGGGAGAGCAACGCAUGGGGCUCUGAGCACACAGUGGACCGCCGCCUCUUCCCUGCUGAGCUCCACAUGGUCCACUGGAACUCUGAUAAGUACAGCCGGUUUGAGGAGGCGGUGAUGGAGGAGAAUGGACUGGCUGUUAUCGGGGUUUUCCUCAAGAUAGGGAAGAGACACGAGGGACUGCAGAAACUAGUAGAUGUCCUACCUGCUGUCAGACACAAGGACAGUGUUGUUGAGUUCACUAGGUUCGACCCAGCUUGCCUACUGCCCACUAACAUUGAUGAUUACUGGACGUAUGCAGGGUCACUGACCACGCCUCCUCUGACCGAAGCAGUGACCUGGAUUAUCAUGAAGCAGCACAUCGAAGUCAGCCAUGACCAGCUGGCUGUGUUUCGGAGCCUCCUCUUCACCUCGGCAGAGGAGGAGGUGCAGAAGAGCAUGGUCAACAACUUCCGUGUGCAGCAGUCGCUGCAGGGCCGUACUGUGCGUUCUUCGUUUACCCCCUUCCUGAAGGAGGAGCAACCGGCAAAGGGUCCACACACAGGCCACUGACCUUUACUCAGAGACUAACAUGGACCCUUCAAACUAAAAUAAUGCAAUACCAUGGGAAGCACAUUUUUGGCUAACAAGUCUUACAUUUGACUCUACAGAAGUCAUACUGCUGGCGUCUUUCCAAACGCUUAUGCAUUCAGAAAGCACUUAAGUGCCAGGGAUUUUAUCAUUCCAAUGUCACCAUCUAAAAGCUGUUUUGUUGACCAUCCUUGGCACUAGACCGCUGUCUCACUGUCUGCUGUCCUGUCAAUAAGUGAAAGGCAUCAUCAACACAGGGCUGGUGUAUUGCUGUAGUCUAUGCUAACAGAUUUUUUUAAACCCCUGUCUCUUAGGUGAAUAUUUUUUUUCUAGAUGCUCUGAAUGUUUAAGUUUUUUUAUUCAGUCCUUAACAGUCCCACUUGAAAUGCUUCCAGAAACCAAUGAGGGAUUAUGCUGAAAUACAGGUAACUGUCAAAAUAAAGGAAAACACCAACAUGUAUUGUCUUUAAGAGGGUGUUGGGCCACCACAGCUUUAAUGUACAAGUGUCUGGAAGUCUUGGGGGGAUGCGACACCAUUCUUCCAUGAGAAAUUCCAGAAUUUUUUUCUUUUCCUCCAGGAUCUCCCAUAAGUGUUUAAUUGAGUUGAGAUCUGGUUACUGAGAUGGCUAUGGCAUAUGGCUUACAUCGUUUUUAUGCUCAAAACAUUCAGUGACCACUCGUGCCCUGUGGAUGGGGUUAUUGUCAUCCUAUGGGGGCGUAGCCAAAAUAAUACAUCACCCUAAGUAAGCAUGAUGGGCUGUUACCUGCUUAAUUAUCUCAGGAAGUGCACCCGUGGAAGCAUCUGCUUUCAAUAUACUUUGUUUCCCUCAUUUACUCAAGUGUUUCCAUUAUUUUGUCAGUUACCUGCACUUUUAUACUAUCACCGAUUUAAUAAUCUCAAGCAUAAGAAUAUCACCCUUUUGUAUGAGUAGUACUCUUGCAGUAAUUGUUCUCCUUCCUUGACAAAGUAUUUGAGGUGAAGGGGCUCCAUAUAUGGAUGUGGGGUUUAGUUUGAAGGUUUUAAGCUCUGAACUUGUUUACUGCACACAGCCGAAGAGAUUUGGUUCAUUGUAUUUGGGCCUAGCUAAGGCUCCAAACUGCACAAAUGAGUGUUGCUCAUUGCUUUGAAAGAUGUUUUAGAUGCAUUUGUGAUUGAUUUUAUUACAUAGUCUAUUGAGUGGACUAGAAUGUACAUCUCACUAUCUGUAACUUAGAGGUAAAAAUCAUAUGUGUAGGAUCGACAUCUUUUAUAAGGCCUUAUAAGCACAGGGACAUUUGUUACAACUAAUAUGCUGAACUAUUUUGUUGAUAUAGCAAACAUCUGUAUUUUAGCAUGGGUGUCUAAGCAUAUUUCCUCUUGUAAUCAAAUUGUUCUGUUCUACUAAGCAGGAAUCUACCAUAGUGCCUUCUAUUUCAUGCAUCAUACUGACACAUGGCGGUCACCUCUGUUCUCAUAGAUCAAUUGCUCAUGGCAGUGUGUCUAUUCUGUUGGGGCUUGCUGGUCUAACGCAUAUCGAUAAUAUUCUGCCCCUACCAAGCUUAACAGUCGGUCAAUUUGUAUGUUUGCCAGUUUCUGGUUUAGGCGCUGGGAGAGUUAAGAGAGGGUAUCACAUCAUGCAUCAUUAACCUGUUUAUCUUGUUGGUUCUGUAUUUAUUGGUGGAGGUCGGUAGGUUUUUACUUGCCUUUUUAGAAGCACACAGACAGGAAUCAUUCUCCUGAUAUUUGUAUUUCAUUUCUUGAGACUUAAGCUUUUUCUGUACUUUAUAUCUCUCUCUAUAUAUAUAACAUUUGAGAUGUUAAAGUUCCCAGCAGAACUGGACAGGGAUUACAGUAGAACCAACUACAUGCAUCAACUUUAAAACAUAACUACACUUAAUGUUAUGCUUUAAUAGCGUUCCAAAAGGUUAACUGUAAUAUAAGCACUGCUAUUCCCCAUGUUGACACAAAACCAUGAAACGUGAUACAGCAAUUGUAAUACCUUGCUGCCUAUUUUCCAUUAGCCUACUUCUAGUUGCAGUAUUCUGGGUGUGCCUUCCAGUGCUUCACUAUUUUCAUCAAAGAAAGGGAGUGAUUGAAUAAAGAGAGGGGGGGGGUCUUAAGUUUGCAGUGUUCAGAGAAUGUGAAAUGGGUGCUAAAAAGAUUGGAGGAGAAAGGGAUUGAUUGGUUUGUUCUAUAAACAGGGAAUGAAAAGGGAGCAGACAUUGAGGCAACAUUGGUAUUGUUUGUUCUAUAAAGCAUUACGUGAGUGAAUGGUUGUCUUUGUGAUCAUUCGAUAACAAUGUUCCUGUAUAAACUGUCCCUUUUGGGGCCUCUCCCUUGAAAGAGCCACCUGGCCCUCUCCCCACUAGGUCAAUUGCAGAGAAGAAGUAGCUUGACACUAACCUGUUUUGAAAACUGUACAGCACUGUCCAAACACAGGAACCGUAAGACUCUUGCCCUCUAUACCCAAAUGACACUUGCCUGUUUCACUGCGUUCCCUAUGAAAUUAAAGAUGGCAUUUUGUUACACCAGAGUUUAGGGGAACAAUGUUGGGGUACAGGGAAGAUUUGAA